Chelonus insularis is the source of this 999-nucleotide messenger RNA. RefSeq lists its product as uncharacterized. NCBI's taxonomy places the organism in Eukaryota, Metazoa, Arthropoda, Insecta, Hymenoptera, Braconidae. The transcript is spliced from 4 exons. Bases 125 to 385 code for a protein of 86 amino acids. The record is from RefSeq and is a predicted model, not a curated record.
CUUUUACUGUUCCGCACGCCCCGCGUGGUAAUACAACCAACAGUUAACGAGAGUCUAACGCGGGAGGUAGCAGUUGGAAUAGUCCUGUGUUCAUCACAAGUUUCAACUAGAUUUCAAGAGCACCAUGAGACUCAUUGCCAUAAUAUUUUGCUGUACAAUAUUAUCGAGUACGAUGGCUCAGGACUACAGUCAGCUUUUUGCUGGCUUUGGACCCUACUUCCGUGCUGUAACACCAAUGAGAGAUCCACGAUCCAACACCGGACCAGUUUUAUUCCCACCUGGACCACAAUCGAAUAAUGCUGAAACUAGUGGAGUAAUCGUUGGAGCAAGUGGAUUUGGAUUUGUGCCACCAAACUCAGGCUUUUUUUCGUACUACUAUGUUUAAAGAAACCUUGAGUGCUGCAAUCAUCGGAAGCUAUCGUCUCAUCCUACCAAAAAAAUAAAAGGACUUUAAAAAUCAAUCGUGGCCUUGAAAUGAAGAGAUACAUGACCUUGUAUUAUCUUUUUAUGAAAUUAAGAAGAGGGAAAAAAAAUUUCAUUUAUAUUUCAUUAGUAUCGAUGACAUUUUGGUUUAUUUUUAUUUUGUCAUUCUUAUCCCAGAUGAAGGAACCAAUUGUGCAAUUUCCACGUACAGUUAUAAAGUCUAAUGAUGCAAUUCUUUGAUGUGAAUUUAUUUCAAGAGCCACUGGAUUGAAUUAUCGAAGGCAAACAACGACGAGGGGUUUCCAAGUGAGUAAAAGGUGACGUACGACCUUCGUUAGUAGAAUAAGAGAAAUCAGUACUGGAUGCUGACUGUCCCAGUGAACCUUCUUGCUUAGGACUUUUAUCAUACCAUAGAAAAUAUUCAUUGUCGACUGGCAAUGAGGUCAGUUAAUGAUCUCAUUACCUUUACAAUACAGGUGUUUGGAAUAUAGAUCGUCGAAAGAAAAAGUUUAUUAAUAAUAAAAAUUUUAUUUGUAAAAAUUAUUCGUAAAAAAUUAUUGCAUUGCAUGGAAAAAA